AUGGGGCCGCGAUGGCUUAGCUGUCCCCAAAUAUGGUCGCUAUGGCUGUUGCUUGUAUCCUGCUCUUACGCAUUUUACUUGCCCGGCUAUUCGAUUAAACGGUAUAAUGACGACGAAUCGAUCCCACUCCUUGUGAACAAGAUAUUUUCAGACAACACACAGCUCCAGUAUGCCUAUUACGACCUACCUUUCGUAUGCCCGCCUAGCGGACGGACGCACGGCGGAUCACCGUUUGGGUCUGGACAAAGCGUAUCGCAGAAUCUGGGAGAAAUUCUGCGCGGCGACCGAAUCAUGACCUCGGAUUUCGAGCUUCAUAUGGGCCAAAACGCCGAAUGCCGCGCGCUGUGCACGCGAGAGAUCGAGCGCAAAGAUGUAAAAUGGGGCCGCCAGCUCAUUAGGGAGGGCUAUGUGGCAGAAUGGAUCGCGGACAAUUUGCCUGGAGCAACAAGCUUCGUGACGGUUGACCGAACCCGGAAAUAUUACGCAUCCGGCUUCAAGUUAGGGUACCAAGAGUUCUCACCCGUCGAUGGAAAACUGCGUUAUUUCAUCAACAACCAUUUUACCAUCGUUAUCCGUUGGCGCGCCGCACCCGAAGGGGGUAAGACUGUUGUGGGGUUCGAAGUAUACCCGAAAAGUAUUUCCGCCAAGGAGCAUGGAGAAAAUGGGUGCCCUGAGCACGUUCACGAUGAGCAUGAAGGUCUUGAGCUGUAUAUCCCGCCAAACAUUGAGCGCCUCCGGGAGAAGUACCCUGGUUCCUCCUACCUUCCAGAAGACGAUGAUUAUGAUGACGGGGCCAAAUUGAAGGUCCCAAUCACGUAUUCCGUCUAUUUCAAGGAAGAAAACGGAGUUGACUGGUGGAGCCGCUGGGAUCUCUAUUUCAGCAAGCAAGAUGAUAGUACAAUGACACACUGGCUAGCUGUUCUUAACUCGUUGACAAUCUCUGGUGUUUUGGGCGUCGCAGUGUAUGUCAUCUGGAAUAGAACUGUCCAGGGAGAUAUCAAAGGCCGAGGCGACGGGGCGAUGGAUGAGGGGAAAGCAAGGAGAAGCGGGGCGAGGAAAGAAGGGCUUUUGGACCAAACCACAGACGUUGAGAGGGAGGGAGACCUCUCCUCUGACGACGAAGGCAUAGAGGAUGUGAGCGGUUGGAAACUCCUGCACGGUGAUGUGUUCCGGGUGCCCGAGUUUAGCGGACUCCUUGCGCCUCUUGUUGGCUCGGGGAUGCAGCUCUUCUUCAUGGCUUCCGGAUUACUGAUUCUCAGCUGCUUGGGUAUUCUGAAUCCAAGUUUCCGCGGUGGCUUCGUUAGUGUCGGUAUGGGUUUGUUCGUUUUCGCCGGAGUUUUCUCUGGAUACUUCUCUGGAAGUCUCUACAAGACAUUCGGCGGAGUGAGCUGGCGGAAAAACACACUGAUUACAGCGCUUUUCUUCCCUGGCCUGGCAUUCUGCCUCAUUUUCAUUCUGAAUCUUUUUGUUUGGGCACAGGCAUCCAGCACAGCGAUCCCAUUCCCUACGCUCAUCGGAAUUGUGCUUCUUUGGCUGGUGAUUCAGGUGCCUCUGGUGUAUGCUGGUAGCUGGUAUGGUUUUAUGCGAGCCAAGCCUUGGGAGCAUCCUACCAAGACCUCCUCGAUUCCGCGCCAGAUCCCGCCACAACCUUGGUACUUGCAUAGUGUCCAGGGGACCAUCCUGACGGGAUUGGCUCCAUUUGCAGUCUUGUUCAUUGAGCUUCUUUUCGUAUUCAAGAAUUUAUGGCAGGACAAGAGUGGAUACUAUUACGUGUUCGGUUUCCUGAGCGCCGUGACAACGAUCCUGAUGAUCACAGUCAGCGAAGUGACGAUCAUUGCAACGUACAGUCAACUAUGCGCCGAGAAUUACCAUUGGUGGUGGCAGAGUUUCCUUACGGGUGGAAGCAGCGCUUUCUGGGUCUUCGCCUAUUGCAUUUGGUACUACUAUUUCCACCUGCACAUCACGGGCUUUGUAUCGAGUCUGCUCUUUUUCAGCUACAGUUUCCUUGCUUGCGCUGUGUACGGCCUGUUAACAGGGACAGUUGGGUUCCUGACUGCGUAUGCGUUUAUCCGUCGCAUUUACAGCUCGGUCAAGGUAGAUUAA
Messenger RNA from Aspergillus versicolor CBS 583.65, 2103 nucleotides. Its product is annotated as transmembrane 9 family protein. Gene Ontology annotation, cellular component: membrane; Golgi apparatus. NCBI's taxonomy places the organism in Eukaryota, Fungi, Ascomycota, Eurotiomycetes, Eurotiales, Aspergillaceae. The record is from RefSeq and is a predicted model, not a curated record. The coding region runs from base 1 to 2103 and encodes 700 amino acids. Gene Ontology annotation, biological process: vacuolar transport; protein localization to membrane. The transcript is spliced from 5 exons.